Molecule: messenger RNA, 1509 nt
Organism: Diatraea saccharalis (sugarcane borer)
Lineage: Eukaryota; Metazoa; Arthropoda; Insecta; Lepidoptera; Crambidae
Source: the annotation of a GenBank genome assembly
AGUGCCGCCGCUCCGCCGACCACGCGUACACGUUUUACAGACAUGAAUAGUGCAACAUUUGUGAUUUUUGCCGCCACCGUUGCGUUCGCGCACGCUGGCAUUUUACUCGAGCACGCGCCGCAAUGCCCAGAACAGCAUGGAGUUCAGGCGUACGCACACCCUGAGUUAUGUGACCAGUUCUUUCUAUGCACCAACGGAACAUUGACAGUGGAGACCUGUGAAAAUGGCCUGCUGUUCGACGGCAAGGGCGCCGUACACAACCACUGCAACUAUAACUGGGCCGUCGACUGCGGAGAGAGGAAGGCUGACCUCACUCCAAUAUCGACUCCUGGAUGUGAGUACCAGUUCGGCAUCUAUCCAGACAGCGCAGAGUGCUCUACUAGCUAUAUAAAAUGCGCCUUCGGAAUCCCAGAGCAAGAGCCGUGCACACCAGGCUUGGUAUAUGACGAGCGUACCCACGGCUGUAAUUGGCCCGAUCUUCUCCAACCUUUCUGCAAUCCUGAAGCUGUUGUAGGCUUCAAAUGCCCUACCAAGGUGCCAUCCAACACACAAGCAGCCAAAUUCUGGCCAUUCCCCCGAUUCCCCGUGCCCGGAGAUUGCCACAGGCUGAUCACUUGCGUAGAAGGCCACCCUCGUCUCAUCACCUGCGAAGAGGGCAAAGUGUUCGACGACCAGAACCUCACCUGCGAAGAUCCUGAAUUAGUACCCCACUGCGGCCACUGAUUGAAAUAAGACAAGAUUUUAUAAACAAAAGGGAGGCGAAACUAUGAAAAACUUGAAUUGGUAUCUUAUAUUCUACUAUGAGUAUAAUACAUAUCACUUUUACUUGUUAUUAAAAUAAAACAAUCAUUUGUCUCUCUAACAAAUUCAAUAGCAAGCGCAAAAGGUUUUAUGAAACUGUAGUUCUCUUAUUGAUUUUAAACCUAAAUCUUUAUUAGUUAGAGUUCAAAAUCAAUUAGGGAAAUUUGUUAUUUUGUAUGUACAUACAUAGCAUCAGUAUCGUAAGACAAAAACGAAAAGUACUAUGGAAUCCUCAACUUACGCUACCAAUUUAUUUGCCUAUUUGUCACUGCCACUAGAAUUUGAGACUUUUUGAUCUUUUUAUAUACUUCUUAUUCAGUCUCUGUUUUUGGAAAAAAGAAAAUUCAUUAUUUCGCGAAAAAAUAAGCAAUAAUUAUGAUUUCACUGCGUUUUCGUUUUGUGAUACUAUAAUUUGAAAACCAACUUUAUGAUAUUUAAAUAACAUCUGGAUAAAUUCCACCGAAAAUCUAUUUAUUACUAACUUGUUAUUCUCCAGCUAAUUUCAACAAAACUCUGUUACCAAAUGUAGUUGAUUCGAGCGUGAUAUUAGUUACCGUAGAAAUACACAAAUAUAAUAUAUAUGUAUGUUAUUGUUACAAGAUAUAAAAAAUAUAAUGUAAGUAUAUUUUAUUUCAUGACUUUGUAAAUAUUGCAAAAUAUGUGUGUGUAAAUAGGAAUUUAUGUGUGAAAAAUAAAUUUUCUAAAUAU